Cylicocyclus nassatus is the source of this 2135-nucleotide messenger RNA. The record is from the annotation of a GenBank genome assembly. NCBI's taxonomy places the organism in Eukaryota, Metazoa, Nematoda, Chromadorea, Rhabditida, Strongylidae.
UUGCAGCUGAACGAAGCUCAACAAAAUGAUUUAAACGAUUCUACUUGGAUUUCGCUAAAUUGUACUUUACUUUUGUUUCAUCGUCUCUCCACAAGACUGACAUCGAACUGAGUUUACCAAAGGAGUUGUAUAGCUUCAUCAUGUUUGUUCGACAGAAUAAACUGGUUGAAUCGAUUGCACAUAUCUUUCAAUUUACUCGGUUAGUCAAAGCAUUUCUUGCACGCUCACGAUGAGUUACGGUGGCUACGGAAAUCGUGGUGGUUACGACUAUCAAAGGAGAGAUCGUAUUAAUGAAGAAGAGGUUCCUGAAUCCAAGCAUACCAUUUUCAUUCGUGGUUUGCCUGGUGAUAUGUCGACCGAUGAGAUCAAAGAAUAUUUCGAGGACAGAAUCGGCCCAGUGUCUUUCGAUUUUGUAAAAACGAGCGCUGAUCAACAACGUUUGUUUGUAGCUGUUCGUUUUGAGACCAGAGACGAUGCAAAAGAAGCAAUGAGCAAAUAUAGCGAUAGUGAACUAAUGGGACAUCGGUGUGAAUUGACAUGGUUCAAAGAUAUUCGUCGUUAUGCACAAUAUCAAAGUCUGAAUCAGCAAAGACGUGGACGACCAGCAUUUCGUAGAAACUACCAAUACAACAAUACUAGCAGAGAUCGCGGUAGAGACGCGCCUAAACGACGUUAUUCUGAUCGCGAUGAUGACAGAAGCCGUUCACGAUCAAAAGACAGAGAUCGUUCGUCGAGCUACAGUCGUUCUCGAAGUGGAAGGUCCGGUUCGUCUAGAAGCCGAUCCCGCAGCAGUGAUCGUGCUGGCAGUGAAGAACGUAAACGCUCAUCUUCGCGAGAUUCGAAUGAUGCAGGUGCAGAUCAUGAGAAGGGUGAUGGAGAUCCUGAUCGAAAGCGUCGCAAGAAGGACAAGAAGCACAGAAAAUCAAAGAAGAAGCACAGCGGAUCCCGCUCGCGUAGUUCAUCUGAGGGACAUUCUUCUACACCUGAGCAAGCAAUAUUCGGUCGUCAUGCUCCUGCUGGUACCCCGAUAUCACCAAAUCAAGAGGAUUCGCCUAAUAAUACUGUUCCCGCCGCAGCUCCAGCCGUCAGUUCUACGUCUGUCACCAGUACCACACCUGCACCACCUACAAAUAGUGAAGCGCAGCACUCACAUGCGGAUAUAGCUCUACCGCCGCUUCCUCCUCCCAUCAUAACAACAACCUCUGCACCUGUUCGGAUUCCGAUACGCAUACAGACACCAGCUAGUGUGAUUAGUAACACUACUUUUGCGAUCGGCAUUGAUUCGGAUGAGUUACCACGCAAGGUAAUGCGUAACGUCUCUCCAACUGGACCUGUCGUGACCCCACCGUCUGUUGCUGCACAGGAGGAAGAAAAACUUGCUCAUGAAACAAUGGAAACUACUAUGACAGCAAUAGGUCUUCCUCCUCCACCUUGUCCACCAUUGUUUUCCAGUGAGAAGAACUCGUUACCUUCGUACAAAGCAACAUUCACACCUAGUAGUUGUCAUGGCGAUACCGUGCCUUAUCUCCAUGCCAACCAUUCCACAUUCAGUGAUCAGAAAAGCAGCUCGGUUGCGCAGAAGUCUGAUCAGCAGGACAUAAAGCCUGCUACACUUUCAUCCGAAGUGACUCCUGCUGCAUCUAAUCAGCAAGACACAAUUUCUUCCUUUAAUGAAACGUCUGCUAGUUCUAAGUCGAACUCGACUCGUUUUCCGACGACAUCGCGUUUAUUCAGCAACCUGAAAGAGAUACAAUCUAAUAUCAUCAAGACAGUCAAAGUAGAACCAAAACAAAAUGAAGGAUUUGGGGGCCUACGACUUAGUAGCUUGGCUACGAAUCAGCAGGACAGCGACGAUGAGAAACGUAUCAUUAGGGAGAAUAGACUCUCAAAGUUGGAUGAAAUAUCUCUUGAACGUUUUAUGGUGAGGAAGAAGAAGCUGGAGGAGACUUUCCGUGGCGAUUGUCAAACUUAUGCUUUUGUCACGAAGAAGCUUAUAGAAAAGGAUCCUUCACUUGAAUCGCAGCUUCGCAUUGCUUUGAUUGAAAAUAUGGAAGAUCUCGAAAAACAAGUCUACGAACAAAUCGAUGCAUAUCUCGAUACUGUUUGUGACUAAACUUUCUCGAGACAAUAUCUAU